UUUAAAUUUAGAUUAGAAUUUAUCUAAAGAUUUGUACAGUUAUUUCCUGAGACUCAGGGUUCCUUUGCAAUGACGCUUUGACGAAGCUAAGCAGCUCUAUGCAAAAAAUGAAACUCAAAACUUUUCUUACGUUAACUAAAUUGUUUUAUCAGCCUGCCCAUUGUGGAGUGAGACCACAGAUAGACUGGUUCUUUAACAAUUUUAGGCAUGAGUGUCAGAAUUUAAAUUUUACAAAAUAAUGACAUCAGGACAUCUGCUUAUCGCUGUUGCAUUCAACUGCUGCUAUGCAUACCCAUUCUAAUGUGAAAUAGGUAGGUAUGUUAAAUGCUCACAGGAUGAUGGUUGUUGGCAGUAGGUAAUAAAGAUAUUGCAUUUAUCAAUACUAGAAGCUUCAAGUUACUUGUUUUCAUUUAGUUUCUCCUCAUUCGAUAGUGGCAGUACAAAUUCAAUUCGUAUUCAAUUUAAUUUUACAAAUAAUUACGCUUCUUUAUCAAUCAAUAUAAGAUAGUUGGAACACUCCGUUCUACCUGCGAGCCCAGCCAAUUCUAUGCAUGCAUUGUGGCUUCAUUUUCUGUCGUAAUCUUAUUCUGUGAGGUUAUUUUUACACUUAUUACUCUUCUGUCAUAUAGUUAUUGUGCGCUAUAUCAGCUAAUCUUGAAAUUCUGACGGGACUGUUGAUGUGGAUUUAUCAGGGACAAGGAAUUCGCCACUGUGUUGGAUGACUAUAAGGUUGAAUGCAUCACUUUUUAUGUAUGUUAACUAAUGAGAAUUUUGUAAUGUUUAAGGUAAAGUGGAUGAAAUUCACACGUAAAUUGUCCUCCAGACAAAUAGUGGUUCCUUUUGAUAAUUUGGAUUACGAUAUCUCCCCUUCAUUAUAUUUUUUCACGUUGUUCCUAGCCUAAAAUCUUUAAUAUGUGUGUUGCCAAAGAAUGCAAACAUUAUUCGUACUCCUACCAGAGUGACAUUACAAUUGUUGACACUUUUUGUGUGACAUUGGGGGCAUAGGUCCGAGUGAGUGCUGUCCAAGCUGUGUUUGUUUUAGGAGUAUAGUGAUUGAAGAUGACCACAGCAGAGUCUGCUCAGGUGCACCCUGUCUGCACGGUUUAACUGCUAUUCUGUAUGGCUGAUGUCUGGCGGUACCGGUAUGUCGUCUAUGAUAUUGUUGAUUGGUGGAUUCGAGAGUGCGUUCCGGGUUAGAUGUGUGUGUAUAUUUUUGAUGAAGUUGGCUGGGCCUGUAGCGGGGUUAACGCGUCAAGUAUUGUGAGGUAGUGGUUGUAUGGAGUUUAAGCUAUUUUUCUGGGGGUUGGGGGUAGAUGCUGAAAUUGAUGGCAAGGACUGAGAGGGUUGUGGAAUGCUGAAGGAAUUGGGUGCCUCUCAUGUCUAAGUGUUCUUUCAGAAGGACAAGUUUUGUUUCUGCGUGGACGUGGCUGGGCGAUGUGGUUUGAGUGCUGCCAAGUGCGAUUCUGAGUGCUGUGUUUUGUAUGGUUUGUAGGUGUCUGUGAAGUGGUGGUGAAAUUAUGAGUGCCCUGGCUGGACUUGCAUAGUCCAGUACUGAGCGUAUGUAUUGUUUGUACACUAGUGUGAGGGUUUCUUUGUUCUGUUCGAAUGUUGUUGCUGUGAGGGCUGUAAGUGUGUUUGGCCGAGGUCUGCAUUUUUUUAUGUUCUGUAUUUGUGGCCCGAAAGACAUGGAACUGUUGUAAUUCACACCUCGGAUGUUGUUGUUAUUGUGGUUCCCUGGUCUCAUUUUUACAAGAGACCCCCACACCUCGGAUGUUGGUUUCAUGUGUGUGUGGUAUGAUGGUGUUGUUUAGUGUGACUCUGGGUCUGUGUUGAUGCUCCUUUGUGUGGCUUGUUAGUAGUGUGCUUGUUGAUUUGGUGGGGGCUACUUUGAGUCUGUUGCGUGCUAGCCAGCCCUCUAGUUGUGUGAUAUAAGGUUGUACUUGGGUAGAGCAUGUGUUAGCAUUGGUGUGUGUUGAUGUAAUUGUGAUGUCGUCUGCGUAGGAUGAAAUGUGAAUGUUGUCUGGUGGGGCAGGAAUGUCGUGCAUGUAAAGGUUGAAAAGUGUUGGUGAGAGGACUGACCCUUGGGGUACUCCGUUUGGUAUGUUCUUUGUGUGUGAUGACUUGCCAUUAUAGUGUACGAUUGACUGCCUGUUAAGUAGUUGGCAAGCCAGCGUUUGGUGUUAUGUAGUAUUGUAUUGUAGAUUUUGUCUGUGAGUGGGAAGCGUGGGAUGGCAUCAAAUGCUUUGCUAAUGUUGAUUGUAAUCAGGAGUGUAAGGUGCGCAGGGCGCUUGGAAUUAAUGUCAUCUUGUAUACGUUGUGAGGUUGGUGAGGAGUGUGGUGGUUGAGUGAUGAGUUAUGUAACCGUGUUGUGUGGGUGAGAGGUGAAUGUGAGGCAUGGUUAUGGAGAGUUUGAGGCGCUAUACAACUUUGGAUGGUGUGCAGAGCAGUGUAAUUUUCGGUUUCAGGAGGGUUAAGAUUUUGCCAGUUGUCCAGAUUGAUGAUAUGAUGUAGUGGGCGUAAGAAAAGUUAGCUAUAUUUGCGAGAGUGUUGAUACCAUGCAGGUCGAGGUGCUUAAGAUGAAUGUUGGAUAUGUUAUCUGGCCUUACGACUGAAGAAUUUUUGAGCUGUCUUACGACGCGUGAGGUGUCAGAUGUUGUGGCUAGGAUAUAAUUAUUUUCUAGUGGAAAUUUGUGCUUGCGCCUGCGUAUUUGUCUGUCUACCAUGUGCUUUGGUAGGUGUCUGAUGCUGACAUAAUAAUUUAUCAAUAGGUAUGUUGGACGUGAAGGGAUGGUAUCUGAGAUGGUAAUAGCUGAGUGGGAUGGUGUGAGGCCACUGUUGGCAUUAGUGAGGCUGCGGAUUGUUCUAUAUAGUUUUGAGAAGUCGGUGCUGUGGUUUGUUUAAAUAUUUAACCGCUCUGUAAUUUAACCGUGUUCACUGGAGUCGCUCGUCGUGCUGUAGCUCUAUUGUGCUCAUAAAUAUUUCUUGUUGAUUAAGUUUCCGUUCAUGUCGCGGUUGUGUUUUUGACGCUGCUAUUUGCUUUUUACUAGAUUUUUUACAAGUCCCGGAUGUGGAUCAUAUCGCAUCGAGUCAAUAUUUAGAACUCUUGGACUAUCUUGUGUUCUUAAUAUCCAAAUAUGUAUUUACUCUCUGAUCAGCUCCUUCGUAAUUUUUUUACUAAACCUUCCUGAAGGUUUGGCUUUCCUUUAUUUAUGAAUUUGGAAGCCAUUUUGGUGGGUUUAGUUGUGUGAAACUAAACAGGUUAAAUGCAAACGCCACUGUGAGUCGCUCGCGCUUGUCCUAUUUCAUAUGUUUAUUGCAAAUCAUUGAUAGUUAAAUCUCUCAGAUUUAUUAGUUGGCUGUUUUUUCGAUAUUUACAGGAACUGAAAUUUAACCCCGACAUGUUAGCCCAUUUGAGACCAAAUAUUUAAUUCGAAUGUCAUUUUGAAAGUUAUCGUUUUCCGUAUAAAUGAUUAUUGUAUCAUCAGACUGAGUUUAUUCCCUUGCAGAUAGAUUUUUUUAAUAGGCUAUUUAUGUGCUAAGCAGUAGCGGUCUUAAGAUUUAUCCGUGCUAUGCUAGACCCAACCAAAGAGCCGGAGUUCUUCGUGGAGAACGCCAGCGAGCACUACCGCCCCCAGAACUACCGUGCAGACUGGGAAGAACAUCCCGCUCUUAGGGAGUGGAUCGCUCCAGGGAAGAACCCGAAGCGCGCGCGAUGUACCUACUGCGACAUCGAGAUGACGGCCGACAUGGGCGUCUUGAAGAGCCAUGGCAAAGGAGUGCGCCACAAACGCAGGCUUAUGGGCGAGGUUCUGAGCUGCAGUUCGCGUUAUAACAAAAACUGGGAGAAUGACCCCGACUACAGGGACUGGAUAAGACCUGGUCGUGUCGUGAGUCGCGCCGAGUGCGCGUAUUGCGAUGUCGAGUUCGUGGCGGAGUCCACGGUCAUCAGGAACCAUGCCAAGUCCAAGCGCCAUCAUCGAGGAGCGCGUCAGGCCCAGAAGCUGAAGGAGAUCGCGAAAGUUUGGAUGGUGGAGAAACGCGCGUUGGAUCGCCAGUCCUCAAGCGGUGAAUUAGAAAGGAAAUUCAUCCAGACAACUGCAGCCGGUAAUUCUCCAGAGCCCUCAAGGUUGCAAGAUGGAAACAGACCUUCAGACGCGGACAGCGACGGCUCCCCAACUGAUGAAACACUUACCAGCGAUGCCAGAAACAGACGUGCUGUGCGAACUGUUUCCUUUAACAAACAUUUCGAUACGGAGGACUGUGUAACUCUUAUGUACAACGAGCCCGAUCCUCUUGCAGACAUCAAAACUGAACCCGUUAUUUUGAGUGUUCAGGCACUGGACGAUGAGGAGAAGAAUAGCCAAAGUCUGUCUUUAGGUCACGGAAGGAAUGGAGAUACAACAACAGCUGGUUACGAUGGCUCUGCUCGUCAAACUGAAGAAAUAAACUCGCUGAAAGAUUUAGUCCAGCUGGAAAGUCCUUGCGUUCAUUGUCAGAGUUUUCUGUUCGAAGAUGGAAACGGUCGCCGGCUGUGUGUCUCGUGCGAAGUCUUCUACUCUGAUCGCGACUCGAGUGACGCUGCCGGGUCGUGGCUGAGAUGUGGUGCCUCUGGGACAGCCCCCGACUCCGUUCCACCCAACACCCGCAUCCCACCCCUGCCUGGCUGCCAGACUUGUGUGGUGCACGGCUUCGACCUGAGUCCCGAGCUGCAGCGGCUGGUGGUGGCGCUGAGGACGCAAGUCUCCCGCCUGCUGCUCGACGUGACGCUCGGCGCCGACGAAGAGACCGCGCUACUGCGACUCGACAAAGUCCUCGCACUUCUUAUCAAGAUAAAAAAUUUAUGAAAUCUCAUCUUGGAUCUAAUUGAAGAAAAAUUGUUUUACGGAUUUAUAUCUCGUUAUACAGCAGUCAAAUAUACUUUCGUGUUGGCACUCAAAUUUAAAAUAUUUGCGAGGAUGGCAACUGAAGGCAAGUCAUGUGUGGGGGUUAGGUGGUUGAUUAGGCAGGCCAGUAGUAGGGGUUAGGUUGUUGAGUAGGCAGGCCAGUAGUAGGGGUUAGGUUGUUGAGUAGGCACGCCAGUAGUAGGGGUUAGGUUGUUGAGUAGGCAGGCCAGUAGUAGGGGUUAGGUUGUUGAUUAGGCAGGCCGGUAGUAGGGGUUAGGUUGUUGAUUAGGCAGGCCAGUAGUAGGGGUUAGGUUGUUGAGUAGGCAGGCCGGUAGUAGGGGUUAGGUUGUUGAGUAGGCAGGCCGGUAGUAGGGGUUAGGUUGUUAUACAGGCAGGGCAGUUAUAUUGUUUUGUAGGCAAGUCAUUUGUGGGGAUAAUGUCGUUUAAAAAGACCAGGUUGUGUUGGUUAGGUUGUUAGUUAGCCGGAUCAUCUGUACUUUCUUCUCCCCCUCUCUUGCUGGCGUCUCGUACAGUUUGUGACUUGUACGGGUGCCUUAGUUUCUGUUCCGUUCAUCUCUGCUUCGUUCUUCGUCAAUGCCAACCCCUACCUUACCGGCGUCAGCAAUAUUGGAUUAGCGGAAAUUUUUAAUCAAUGCCUUCUAUCUAGCCGGCGAUUGUUUUAUUACGCGGUGUGAAUGCUUCAUCUGAAGCGCUGUUAGAAAGAGCUUAUUGUCUACUGUGAUGGCGAUCCUUGAUGUGGGACUGUCCCAAAUGACCUACGAUUAUGUCUAGUCACCGGCUUACGAGAAAAAACUAAUGGAUUUCUCCAAAUGCAAGUUGUCAAGAAAAAUAGUUGAACGUUUUGGCAGAAUUGGAUCAUGUUCAGCUCUAGAGUUCUUACUAAGACAUUUUUAUGUCUUCGGUUUUGACGAGUUAUUUUUUAAAUUAUUUUAAAAAAAUUUCAUUU
Hyalella azteca is the source of this 5850-nucleotide messenger RNA. RefSeq lists its product as uncharacterized. Lineage: Eukaryota; Metazoa; Arthropoda; Malacostraca; Amphipoda; Hyalellidae. The coding region runs from base 3570 to 4844 and encodes 424 amino acids. The transcript is spliced from 6 exons. The record is from RefSeq and is a predicted model, not a curated record.